CAGCACUCUGCAGAGGCUCUACUGAUGAGAUGGUUUCCCUUGAAGAAGAACCUGAGCUCUCCACGAUACACGAAAACUUUGAAGAUGUCUCAGCCAGGAAAGCUGCAUCCCGCUGCUCUGUUGAAGACUUCAACGUGCCUGCUGCAGCGCCUGGAAUGAAAAUGUACAGACUGGUUGUUGUGAUUUUGGGACUCCUGUGUAUCCUACAAGCUGCUCUCAUCGUUUACCUAAUUUCACAGCAAAACUCCCUGACUGAAGAGAGAGACGAGAUGAAGAGCAUCAACCUUGAAAUGGUGGCAACUAACAAAAACCUGUCUGAGGAAAGAGACGAUCUGGGGAGGACUCUGAGAGCCGGGGGAUGGAUGUACUUCAGCGGUAGUCUCUAUACCAUUUCUCCUAUCCAGAAAAACUGGCAAGCGAGUAGGGAUGACUGUCUUCAAAAAGGGGCAGAUCUGGUGAUUGUCAACAGCAGAGAAGAACAGGAAUACAUAACACGUUUUCUGAAGCAGGUGUGGAUUGGACUCACUGAUCGAGAGACAGAGGGCAGAUGGAAGUGGGUCGAUGGGACCCCGCUGACCACAAGCUACUGGUACACCGGUGAGCCAAAUGGAAGUUCGAAGCUGGACGAAGACUGUGCAAAAAUAUAUUACGAUGAUGCAAGAAUAAGCUGGACAGAUAGCCAUUGCAGUUAUAAUACAAAUGCAUGGAUAUGUGAGAAGAGAUUGGCAUAACUCCACAUCUAGUCCCACAAAACGAUGAUGAAAAAAACAGGAACAAGUUGCAUUUCUCAUUUUCAGCCUAAAUUCAAAUGUGGAGGUCCAGGUGGGCGAGGGGUUGGACUCUCACGUAGAUAUCUGGAGUCACGUCAUGUCUCAUAUAUAGGAUUAAUGUUCACUUUUUUUAAACUGUAAUUGCAAUUCCUAAAAGUGUCUUUUCUCUGCUUUUGAGAUUAUAAUAUUGGCUGCCUGCUUUUAGAUUAUCUUAUUUCAAUCAUGCCAACUUGAAAUCACGUCCUGGUGUUGUGUCUUGGAGAUGUAAUGAUUUUAUUUUAUUUUCAAAACAAAGUCUGAGUUUUCCGAUGAAUCCCUCACUAUAAAAUAGACUGAGCUGCAUUUGACAAACAGGUCACACGUUUUUUUUGUAAGUCAUAUGAGAAAUUAAUGUUGCAACAUUUAUUUUCACCAAGAGGACUUGGGUCUUCUCCAAGUCUUGUUGAUGAAGAGCAGUUCUCAAAGUAUAGAGGGAAGUGCAAUUUUGUAUGGAUGGAUGCUUUCCUAUUUUUAUUUUAUUUUAAAAGGAAUUCAGAGUUUGUUAUAAAAAAGUAAUGUCAGUACUUAGCGUACUACUGGAUGAUUAUGUAAGUUAACUACAGGGGUUUAUUUUACACCGGAUAUUGGUGAUAAUGUCAUUGUGAAUGUGGUCAAAUUGUAAGUGAUAUUUUUAAAAAUUGUCAAACUAAUAAGUACAGAGAUAACCAGUUCUGGUGCAAAUACAUAAGGGUAGAGUAUAGUCAUUCAGAUAAUACAACAUUUAAAAACAUGAAAUGUCUUUGCAUUAUGUGUCACUGAUAAACAACAAUAAUGAUGAUUUUCUUUGGAAGUAAAAAUAAAUGCGUGAAUUGUGAAUAAAAGUCCAAAUUACACAAAGUACAGAAGAAUCAAUACGUCAAAGCUGCAGAGGUUGUAACAGCAAGCGAGUUGUGAACAUUAAGGAAGAAGAGAGACCAUUUGACUUCAAACCAGGAAGAACAAGAGUGGUUUUGCAGUUUUAGGCGAUGAAGAAUAGUAUUUAUUAUCAUAUGCAUAUGUCUGGUUAAUGUUGCAUAAUGUUUAUAUUUAUGUAAGUGCAUGGUUCGAGUCACUUUGCAAUCUCGGCGCGGCUGCUUCUGUUACAACUUUCUGGUCUUUUCCAUACCCGUCAUUAACUAUAAUAUAACUAUACCUUAGUGUGAACUACUAAGGUUUCCCCUUGAAAAGAGAUGUUCUGAUCUCAACAGGACUUACCUGGUUAAAUGUAGGUUUUCAAAAAAUAAAUAAAUAACAAUAAUAGUGUGUGUAUUAUGUUAUAAUGCAGUUUUAAAUAUGUGUUAACACGAUGUUCAAUUUAAAUGUAAUUCAUUUGAUUGGGACAAACCCCUUUGUAAUAAAACAAAUACAGACCAUUGAUCUGAUGUGCUACACA
This is a messenger RNA of Trematomus bernacchii (emerald rockcod), 2181 nucleotides long. RefSeq names its product CD209 antigen-like protein C. Gene Ontology annotation, molecular function: carbohydrate binding. Gene Ontology annotation, biological process: biological process involved in interspecies interaction between organisms. Bases 30 to 731 code for a protein of 233 amino acids. NCBI's taxonomy places the organism in Eukaryota, Metazoa, Chordata, Actinopteri, Perciformes, Nototheniidae. The record is from RefSeq and is a predicted model, not a curated record. Gene Ontology annotation, cellular component: external side of plasma membrane. The transcript is spliced from 7 exons.